Messenger RNA from Mesorhabditis spiculigera, 273 nucleotides. Lineage: Eukaryota; Metazoa; Nematoda; Chromadorea; Rhabditida; Rhabditidae. The record is from the annotation of a GenBank genome assembly.
AUGAUUCGACUGCUCGGCCAACAUCGUCGAUUUGAGGUGCUCGACUUUGCGUAUCAUCUUCAACGCAUCAAUAAGGUCGAUGGCGAAAAGAUUACGAUUGAACACUAUGACCUGAGCCAAUCGGCUGAACGUAUGCGCCGGAUUCAGAUGCUGAAUAACCAAAUUUUCGCGACGAUUGGCGUUUAUGCGUCAGAUUGGGACGAGCAAAAGAUUGAGUCUGUCCGAGAAUUUGUCCCGCCAAUGCACCCAUCCAUGACCGAGCACUAUGACGAU